CUUCAUUUCCUUCACCCGCUUAAACUCUCUCUCUCUCUCUCUCUCUCUCUCUCUCUGCGUCACAGACACUUUAUCGAACCCAUCGAAACCCUAGAUUUGCGCCCGGACCUUGCACCUAGGGUUUAGCUAUGGCGGAGGAGGAAGUUGCAGCGCCCGAGGCGAGCCCUGCGCCGUUGGAUCACAAGCGGAAGCUCGAAGACUUGGAACCCGAAGCCCCACAGCAGGCCGAGCCCACCUCCGACGAACCGGAGAAAUCGAAUGGCGAUAGCGAUGCCGCGCCGGCGGAGGCGGCGGAUUCCGACAAAGCCGACGCGAAGCGGCCGCGGGUUGAUGAGAAGCCUGAUGGUUCAGUUAGUGAGAACGGGCACAAAGAAGAGAAGGUAGAUGAACCCGUGAAGGACAAUGGAGAUCAGCCGGUUUUGGAGAGUAGUGGCUCAGAGGAAGCUCAACCUCAGUCUGAGGGAACUGCAGAAAAAGUGACCGAUGAGCAGCCCUCUGUGGAUGCCGAACAACCGUCUGUCCAGAAAUCAGUCGACGCUGAGGAACCAUCUAAUGAGGAAACUCAGCCGCAUUCUUCAGAGGGUCAUCAACAGGUAGAGGAUCCUUCUGCGCAGCAAGAUCAACCCACAUCUGAUAAUGUGACAAUUACUCGCAGAGUAGAGGUUCCGAAUAACAAGGUGGGGGUUCUUAUUGGGAAGGCUGGGGACACUAUAAGGUACCUUCAGUACAAUUCAGGAGCGAAAAUUCAAAUCACAAGAGAUGUUGAGGCUGAUCCAAAUGCUGCCACAAGGCCGGUUGAGAUAAGUGGAACUCUAGACAACAUAAAUAAGGCCGAGAGGCUUAUCAGUGCUGUGAUUGCAGAGGCUGAUGCAGGGGGUUCUCCUUCCCUUGUGGCAAGAGGUCUUGCUGCUUCUCAGGUAGCAGCAGCUACAGAGCAAAUUGAGAUACAAGUUGCAAAUGAGAAGGUUGGUUUAAUCAUAGGCAGAGGUGGGGAAACUAUUAAAGGUCUGCAGGCCAGAUCAGGGGCACGCAUCCAGGUAUUGAUACCCCAACAUCUUCAAGAAGGGGACGAGUCUAAGGAAAGGACUGUGCGGGUGACUGGUGAUAAAAGGCAAAUUGAAAUUGCUAGAGAAAUGAUAAAGGAAGUUAUGAAUCAGACUGUGAGGUCAUCAUCCUUCUCCAGUGGUUUUAAUCAGCAGGGCUACCGGCCCCGUGGACCCCCUGGGCCACCUCAAUGGGGUCCUCGAGGUGGCCAUGUGGCGCACCAGAACUCGUAUAAUUAUCACCAGAGAGGGCCAUACCAGUCUCACAAUCAACAGUAUCCACCUUCAUAUGGAGGUUAUCCUCAACAAAUGGGUCCAAGAAGUGGCUUUAACUCUGGUUGGGAGCAAAGACCGCCCCCCAGCAUGCAUGGGAUGCCUCAACACGGUGGUGGUUACGAUUAUUAUGGACAAAAGGGCCAUUUAUCGGAUACACACGGAACCGCCCAACAUUCUGCUCCAGUUCCUCCAUAUGCUCCUGGCCCUUCUCCCAACCCUGCGAUGGGGCCCCCGCAAUCCCAAGCUAAUUACAAUUAUGGACAGCAUCAGGGUCCAGAGUAUGGCCAUCCAGCACCUUAUUCGCAAUCGGCUCAUCCUCAACAAAGCUACAGUCAUGGAUAUGAUGAUCAUGCUCCAACACAGCACCAAUAUGGGAUUUCUCAGCCAUAUCCACACACUGGCACUCCAACAGGCUAUGGGCAACAACAGCAGUAUGGUAGGCCACCAUAUGGUGUGCCAUCCCAAGGGCCGCCUCCCCAAGCUUAUGGUCCUCCCAGGCCUACUCAACAACCCGGAGAUAUGCCUUAUCAAGGUUCGGCACCUGCCCAAUCAUAUGGUCAGAGUGUGCCGUCUCAGCAGCCAUAUCCAUAUGCGUCUAGUGGACCAACACAGCAAGCAUAUCCUCCGUACGGGUCUGCUCCAGCUGCUGAGGGGUAUAACCAGCCACCACUGGCAACUUCAGGCUAUCCUCAGCAAGGAGGCCAGCCGGUUGCAAGUUAUGGCCAACCUGGUUCGCAGCAGGCUGCGGGCUACCCACAAGGGGGUCCCACUGCAGCGUACGGGCAAUACCCAUCAUCACAACAAGGUUAUGCCGAGCAGUCUGCUCCGACCACUGCAGGUUAUGGAUACCAAACAAGCCAAGAUCCUUCAUACGGGUCUGCACCUGCAUCAGCUUAUGGUGCACAACCAACCGCGCAGGCGGGUUAUGCUGCUCAAUCUACACAGGCUCAGCAAAGUUACGAUCAGUCAGCUCAACAGACUGGGGCUUACGGUGUUCAACCAAGUACUACAGUUGCUUAUGGAAAAACUCAAUCACCUCAACCUCAGCCUGGUUAUGCUCAAUAUGACUCGGCGCAGAUGUAUGCCGCGCCUCAUUAAUUUAUGGAUCAAGGGGCUGUGCGGUCUAAUGCCUUGUGGCUUAUGGUGAGUUCGUUCUUGCAAGCUCUCUUUCCUUGGGUAGGCAAAAAGUUCAACAUCUCCUCGAUACUUUUGCAUGAGACCGGACCAAGUCUAGCAUAGAACCAUUUCUGCAAGAAUAUAUCCUAGCAUUUUUGUUUUAAGCGCUAAUAUAUCCUAACAAUAACAACUGUUGAUUUUUUUU
Messenger RNA from Morus notabilis, 2640 nucleotides. Its product is annotated as far upstream element-binding protein 1. The record is from RefSeq and is a predicted model, not a curated record. Gene Ontology annotation, cellular component: cytoplasm. Lineage: Eukaryota; Viridiplantae; Streptophyta; Magnoliopsida; Rosales; Moraceae. Gene Ontology annotation, molecular function: mRNA binding. Gene Ontology annotation, biological process: regulation of gene expression. Bases 129 to 2417 code for a protein of 762 amino acids. The transcript is spliced from 8 exons.